CAUACACAACACCUUCUUUGUGGAUGCAGUGAAUAAAAGAGAGAAGACGCGUAUUGAUGCUCGUUUAGUUCAGGGAGCCCAAGGGUACUUCUGUUGUCCACCAUUAGAAAGAGCAGGAGAGGGAGCAGGCUUGGUUAGUUGGCAUCAACAUGGCUGGUGGAGGGUUCGUUGCGCAAGGAGAGGUGAAGAACUAUAAUGGGAAGGUGACCUUUUUUGUGAUCAUCACCUGCAUGAUCGCCGCCACCGGUGGCCUCAUCUUCGGAUAUGACAUCGGCGUAUCCGGAGGUGUAACUUCCAUGAAUGUUUUCUUAGAGAAGUUCUUCCCAUCAGUGUACGAAGAUCAGAUAAACGCAGACGCAGGCACAUCCAAGAGCCAGUGGUGCUCCUUCGACAGCCAGUUGCUGACCGCCUUUACCUCCUCUCUCUACAUCGCGGGGCUCAUCUCCACCUUCUUCGCAUCCACGGUGACCAGAGUCUUGGGACGGAAGGCCUCCAUGCUGUGCGGAGGUGCAGCCUUCCUCAUCGGCUCUGCUAUCAACGGCGCCGCCAUCAACGUCGCAAUGCUCAUCGUCGGUCGCGUCCUGCUCGGUGUCGGUGUCGGCUUCUCGAACCAGGCCGUCCCCCUCUAUCUCUCCGAGAUGGCCCCCCCGAACCUCCGGGGAGCCCUCAACAUCGGCUUCCAGCUCGCCACCACCAUCGGCAUCGUCACCGCCAGCCUCGUUAAUUAUGGAACCAACAAGAUCAAAGGCGGAUACGGGUGGCGCAUCUCCGUCGCGCUCGCUGCAGUUCCGGCCGGCAUCAUGACCAUCGGUGCACUCUUCUUGCCCGACACCCCCAACUCCCUGAUCGAGCGAGGCAAGCUCGAAACAGCCAGGAGGAUUCUCGAGAAGGUUCGAGGGACCGACGACGUCGGCGAGGAGCUGCACGACAUGGUGGAGGCGAGCAAGUCGGCGAAGCAGGUGCAGCACCCCUGGAAGAACAUCCUCCAGAGGCAUUACCGGCCGCAGCUCGUGAUGGCGUUGUCCAUCCCGGGUUUCCAGCAGCUCACCGGCAUCAACAUCAUCAUGUUCUACGCGCCGGUGCUCUUCAAGACGAUCGGCUUCGGCGACAAUGCGUCACUCAUGUCGGCCGUCAUCACCGGGCUUGUCAACGUCGUGGCCACCAUCGCCUCCAUCGCGACGGUCGACAGGUUCGGCCGGAAGUUUCUCUUCAUUGAGGGUGGCUUGCAGAUGCUGAUCAGCCAGGUGGCGAUCGCAGCGAUCCUCGGGGUGGAGUUUGGCGUGGACGGGACGGGGGUGAUGUCGAAGCCGUAUGCGAAUGCGGUUCUGGUGCUCAUCUGCACCUACGUUGCGGCGUUCGCGUGGUCGUGGGGGCCGCUGGGGUGGCUGGUGCCGAGCGAGAUAUUCCCGCUGGAGAUCCGGUCGGCCGGGCAAUCGAUCGUGGUCUGCGUCAACUUUCUCUGGACGUUUAUUAUUGCGCAGUUUUUCCUGACGGCGCUCUGCCACCUCAAGUUCGGGCUCUUCUUGCUCUUUGCUUUCUUUGUGGUGGUGAUGACGCUGUUCAUCAUCUUGUUGCUACCGGAGACGAAGAAUGUGCCUAUUGAGGAGAUGAAUGUGGUAUGGAAGAAGCACUGGUAUUGGAAGAAUUACAUCCCUGACGACCCUAUGGCGGAAGCAUGAAGGAGGAGAUGGAGGCGACGGGAGAGUUCUCUCUUCUUCCAAGAAACCUUUUGCCAUUAGGAAUGUAUAGCGCUGAAAUGUAGGAGGAGCAGUGUGAGGGUUAUAGGAAUGUAUAGCGCUGAAAUGUAGGAGGAGCAGUGUGAGGGUUACAAAUAAGUAAUGGUACAGGUUGGAAGAGUAGAAGAGGAUACGUAAGACAACUUUAUGCAUCUUUACUUUGAUUUGCUUCUAUGUAACAUUGUCAAAAAUUUCAUAUGAUUUUUUUCUAAAAAAAUUUAUUUAUAGAUCCCUAAA
Molecule: messenger RNA, 1973 nt
Organism: Elaeis guineensis (African oil palm)
Lineage: Eukaryota; Viridiplantae; Streptophyta; Magnoliopsida; Arecales; Arecaceae
Product: sugar transport protein MST6
Biological process (GO): monosaccharide transmembrane transport
Cellular component (GO): membrane
Molecular function (GO): monosaccharide transmembrane transporter activity
Source: RefSeq, a predicted model, not a curated record